CACGCUGACCUGAAGCACCUGAGGACGCAUCGCCAGCAGGCCGCGAAAUGCGAGGCCUAAUGCGAUGGCUCCGCCUGCUAGUCGCCGUGACCACAGCCGAAGCGCAUGGCUACAUGACCAAGCCGUCGGCUCGGGAGGCGUUCUGGGUCGAUGGUAUCGUCUGUGAUGCGUCGAGCCUCAACCCCGGCUCCUUUUGCUGGGCCCAGCCGCACAACUUCCAGCAGGCCAACCACCCAUUUACCUUCUUUGCGCCCGAGGUCGCAUCUGGCAUGCAGCACUCCGACGACGCUUUUGCGUGCCACGACAUGAGGGCGGCGGCGGCGCCGACCGACACAAUCACCGCUGGGGCGGCGCUCGCCGUCGAGUGGUACCUGCAGGCAAAUCAUCCCGGCGACUGCGCCCUGUACAUCUCGUACGACACAGACAUGCUGGACACUCCACGUCGCUGGAUCAAGCUCAAGAACUUUGUGGGCUGCGCGGGCGACGCGGGGAUGCUGGACCCGACGGUCCCGCCGAGCGGCAUCAACACGGCCACCGUGACACUGCCCGACUGGCUGCCCUCGUGCGACCACUGCGUGAUUCGGUGGGAAUGGUACGCCAUCCACACGGUCGACAUGCAGCAGUACGCCACCUGCAGCGACGUGCGCGUCGUCGGCACCUCCGAGCCGCACGACACCUUCCUCUCCAAGGUGUCGCCCGUGCUCGACCUGUUCGGGGCGGAGCACUUGCGCGGCCCCGUCCGCAACCCGUACGCCACCUGCCCCUCCUGCCCCAACAGCGGGAUCGAGCUCGGCGAGGAGUACAUUCUCGGGCCGCAAGUCGCAGCCUACAGUGCCGACCCAUCUCCCGGCCCGCCGCCGCUGCCGCCCCGCCCGCCACCCGGGCCGCAGCCUCCCCCGUCGCCGCCGCCGCCUUCCUCGCCGCCGCCGCCGCCUCCUGCCCCAGAAACGGCAUGCUCCGUGUGCGCCCACCCCGACUGCGGCUGCGAUCUCCUCGGUCGACCUUGGUGCGCCGUGAGCCACUGCCACGACCAGCUGGACAGCAGCGGCUCUUGCACGUGGGGAGUCUCUUGCGCGACCGUGACGCCCUCGCCCUCGCCAACCCCGCCGCCACCCCCGUCCCCAUCCCCGUCCCCGCCGCCAUCGCUGUCGCCAUCCCCGCCGCCACCUCGCUCGGCCGCACCCGCUCCCCCGGGCUCUCACGUCAUCCGUUGGGGUUCCGACUGCGACGUCCCCGCGGGCGGCUUCUGUGGCGUCGCCUCGCUCACCAUCCGCGCCGGCGAGACCGUCACGUGGGUCGCGUCGGGCCACAACUUGCCGCCGCGAGCGCCUGCGAUUCGCGCCCCCGCCCACGCCGCUCGCUCGCCGCCGCCGUGCCCAGGCGCCAACCGGACGCACGACAACCUCUUUUCGCUCGUCGACGAGGCGAGCUUCUCGCACACCUUCGCCGCGCCGGGGGACUUCCCCUACUUCUGUGGGCCGCACUCACGCAUGAACGCAAAGAUCACCGUCGUCAGCGUGGCCGCGCCGACCCCUCCGCCUCCCUCCGCCUCGCCGCCGCCGCCGCCUCCGUCCGCCUCGCCGUCGCCGCCGCCUCCGUCCGCCUCGUCAUCGCCGCCACCUCCCUCGUCCUCCGGCAGCCCUACUUGCGAGGCAGCACCGCACGACCCGGCCUCCAACCUGGUGAGAUUUAGCCGAGAUAAGCCGCAGUGCAAGCCGAGAGAUGAACAGCCAACAGCGACAUACGUGGCCGAGAUGUCUGGCCCACACGCCGCCCUGCCGAGAGCAGGCGCUGGGCGACUCGCUCAUGCUCGCCACCUUUGCGUCUGGCGGCACCACCUUUGUCGUCCGUUGCGAUAUGUGAGGACGUGGAGAGGCCCACCGCUCAUCGCCCGCAGUCGCGUUGAUUGCAGAGGCGAUGCCGCAGAGCAUGCUCGCCUGGAGGCUGUGGAUAUGUUGAAUACGUGCAGACCUACACGUCGGGAGAGACACCGCAGAUACGGUUGGCGCGGGUUGCUACGCCCGCGCGCCGCCCCUCUUGAGAGUAUCUGCAGCCGCCUAAGGCAUGGUGUCGCGCGCGUGUACAAGAAUUCUUUGGCGGCUUGUCCUGUCGUGGGACGUCGAGGGUUAUGGACAAAGGUCCCCGGUUAGAGCGCUAUAGUGUAAUCAGAGACUGAGGCGGCUUUCCUGUCGUAGUUAGUUGGUUCCCGGGUCCGUCACCCUGGUACAAGGAGACACA
Emiliania huxleyi CCMP1516 is the source of this 2238-nucleotide messenger RNA. RefSeq lists its product as hypothetical. Bases 48 to 2150 code for a protein of 700 amino acids. Lineage: Eukaryota; Haptophyta; Isochrysidales; Noelaerhabdaceae. Gene Ontology annotation, molecular function: electron transfer activity; copper ion binding. The record is from RefSeq and is a predicted model, not a curated record. The transcript has 10 exons.